UUGAGUGUGUUAGUGGCUCCUAAGUGUGCUCAAGGGAACCAGAAAGAAGCGUGCAGACUUGGAGUAAUGCAGGUGUUUUUCUUUUUCUCAAGAUAAAAGGAUUGACUUCAUGGGGCCAAUUGAAGAGUUGCUGAAGCCUGGCUGCUCUUGAACCUUGAAAACAGUGUUUGAUUUUCAGGUUUUUCAGAUGAGUUGUUGAACUUUUUACUUCCACCAACGAGCGUCAAGAGCCGAGCUGCUUUCCAGGGAAUUCAAACAGCAUUUCUGUUUUUCUUUUCUGAUCAAUCAUUCCAGGCACAAUGGACCCCCCAUUCGUUUCCGAUAUAUACUCCAACACCACCUUUGUGGAUGAUCAUUUAUUAUACAAGGACAAUGUUGAUGGUUUUCGCAUCACCAUGGCUAUACUGUACUUGGUGGUCUGCAUCCUGGGACUCGCCGGGAACUCCCUCGUCGUUAUUGCCAUUUUGAAAUUGGACAAACUCUCAUCUUCCACCACGGUUUACAUCUUCAACCUGGCGCUCGCUGACGGACUCUUCAUGGUGGGUCUUCCCUUCAUAGUGAGCCAGAACUUCCAGAAUAAGUGGAUGUUUGGCGACAUAGCGUGCAAAGUGGUGAUGGUCCUGGACGGCCUCAACCAGUUCACAAGCAUCUUCUGUCUCACAGCGAUGAGUAUCGACCGCUACAUGGCGUUGGCCGAUCCUCUGAAGUUCGCCCGUUGGAGAACGCCUCGUUGGGCAAAGAUCGUCUCGGCGUUCCUUUGGCUGUUCUCUCUUCUGACCAUCCUACCCAUGGCGCUUCACUUCUCCUCCGAUCGAGGUUUGUGCAUACCGGACCUCGAUUCGGACGCCUGGUGGCUCGGAGUUCUUUCCUACACCUUCGUCAUGGGGUUUGCUUUGCCUUUUACCGUCAUGACGGCUUCCUACGCGGCGCUUCUGCUAACAAUGAGGUCCCAACGGAUCCGGAUGACGACGACGACAACGCCGAACUUUGAAACCCACCGUCUGGAGUCACAGGUCACAAAAAUGGUGGUUGCAGUCGUGGUGGUUUUCGGGAUAUGCUGGCUGCCGUUUUACACCUUGAACUUCUACGCUCUGUACCAAACGGGCUUGUAUUUGACCUUCGCCAGAGCCUUUGAGUUCAUUGUGCUGCUGUCGUACUCGUGGAGCUGUGCCAACCCCAUCCUCUACGCAUGCUUUUCCGAAACUUUUCGGAGAUACUUCCGGACCCUCCUCUGCCCCGCCGCCAAAUCACCUCCCAGCAUGCAAUGCAACACUGAACGGUAUGACUUAAAUGAGGCAAGUUUGACCAUUCUGGCCUAGAGAGACGGUUAAAAACGCACUCAAUAUCCGGUCACUGCAUGAUACGUCUUCCAACUUAUUUAAAAAGACAUUUAGAUAUGUGAUAAAUUCUGAUUUUUUACUUUUCUUGACUUUGAAUACAUUGUUGUACCUAAUUUCUUUGAUUUUACUUGUCCUAUGUUAUCAGAUUUGCAACAUUUUGUUGAAUUUUGUUCGUGAAUUUCCUCUCAUGAUGCACUGCAGAUACUUCUCCAGAUUUAUUCGAUGGUUUGUGGAUACAUUUAUUUAGUUUUUUAACCUUGACUUGGAACAUAUUGAGGUUGUACAUAUCUUUUGAGCUCUCUUGGCCUAUGUGAUCUGAAUUUUGAGGUAAUAUUGUCUAAAAUAUAGAUGUUUCAUCAAGUGUAUGUAGAGAUUGAGAUCAGAAAGGUGUUGGUUCAGAGUUCAAGUACCGACUGGCUGCGCGGCAGAAACAAAUCACUGUAAUAUCCCUGUGCGAAUGGAAAAAGAUACACUUUUACUUUUCAAUUCCAGAGAGUCUCUUGCCUCAAAGGCAGCAAAAUACUCAUCAAACAGCACACUUCAAUUGGAUAUGCUAUUACACAAACCCCCGUUCUUGACAGAGUACCUCAUGCUCUAUCUGACUCAGACCUUUUGUACAAUUUAUCUUCUAAUAACUCCGACUGCUGAGCCGAGACGCUCCACUGCAUCUCCUGCCUUUCAUCAGAACUAAUGAAAUGAGGCACAAGAGGGAUGAAGUGUGGACAGGUGGAGUGUAAACAGAAAAACACCAGCACAAAGCUCCUGGACUCCCAGAGCUGGAUUAUGCACUGGUGGCUUUAAGAUCAGAUGAAUAUUUGGUACAUCUGUUUGAAGAUUUGUCCUAAAUUCACCAAAAGUCAGCAUCACAUUAUGCCUCAUAUGUUCAUUUAAACAUAACAUGUCGGAAAACUCGUAAUGCAAAAAUGUAUUGUCUUAAUGUCAGAAAGGAACAGGGGAAAUUUCAUAGUGAUAUCUAUUAGUUACAUUUUUUACCCUAUCGAUCAUUUCUGAAUUUCACAAUCCAUAUUUGUUCUCAAAAAUAGGUUUUUCUCCUCCUUUCUUCAGCAGAUAUCUCCUCUUCAGUAGCACUUACACACACACAACUGUCCAGCUUCAUUCCUGUCUAUAUUCUGAAGCUUUUUACAGAUAGGUAGCAUUCACACACCAUUUACGACCUGAUUUAUGGUACAAUUAUUCAUAAAACAUGUCGAAAAAGGGUUGUUUUUUAAUGAUUGUAUACAAAAUAUCAUGAUUUAAGCUUCACAGAUCAUGAAAACUCGAACAAUGUAAUCCUAAAACUAUGGCAAACAUGUAUUUGUAUGGCUGUUGUCCGAACUUUCUAAUUACAAAUGGCCCUUUGUAAAAACCUUAAGAGAUAUGCCAACAAUAUUCAAACAUUUUGAACCUGGCUUUAUCCAAUGUUGACAUUCUUCUUCUGUAAAUACAUGCACAUUAGCAUAAAUCUUACAUUCGUUUGAUUAAUUUGAGUUAUGCUUUUCAUGCCCAAUGACAGACUUUACAUGCUUUUCAAAUUGUAUUAGUUUCAUGCUUCUUUCGUCUUGAAAUGAUCAUGCAUCCUGGACAAUUUCAAUAACGAAAUAAUAUACUGCCAAAAUUAACUAAAUCAUAACAUGUAGAUAAUUAAACAGGAAAUAGAUGUGUGCAAACAUGUGUCAAAAAGCAAAGGGUCAGAUGGAUGUUGAUGCUGUCAAUUAUCUGUGAUAUAAAUAUGUAUAAAUGAAAAGGUAAUGUGUGCGGGACAAUCUGUAUCGUGAUGACUGAAACAUAAAUGUGAGGAUGUAUCCCAGAGUGCCUUCAUUUAAUACUCAAUGUAAGAGGCCCUUAAUAGUAAACAUAUAGUCACUUUACUGUAUAUAUCAGCAUGUUACACUCUGUUGCUUUAUGACUGUAAAUAAACAAAAGGUGCUUGUGUUUCAUGUGGAAUAAAACUCGUACGUUCUGCCAAA
This is a messenger RNA of Notothenia coriiceps (black rockcod), 3307 nucleotides long. RefSeq names its product somatostatin receptor type 2. Gene Ontology annotation, cellular component: neuron projection; plasma membrane. Gene Ontology annotation, molecular function: somatostatin receptor activity; neuropeptide binding. Gene Ontology annotation, biological process: neuropeptide signaling pathway; cellular response to glucocorticoid stimulus; regulation of insulin secretion. The record is from RefSeq and is a predicted model, not a curated record. NCBI's taxonomy places the organism in Eukaryota, Metazoa, Chordata, Actinopteri, Perciformes, Nototheniidae. The transcript has a single exon. Bases 300 to 1319 code for a protein of 339 amino acids.